Molecule: messenger RNA, 1506 nt
Organism: Maniola jurtina (meadow brown)
Lineage: Eukaryota; Metazoa; Arthropoda; Insecta; Lepidoptera; Nymphalidae
Exons: 3
Coding region: 112-1506 (464 amino acids)
Source: RefSeq, a predicted model, not a curated record
CUUAAAGGCUGCCACAGAGCUUGUGUUGUGUUAAGUGAAAAUUGUGAAGUUUUAUAAAGCUAAUGCAACCAGUCUUCUGAUUUUUAUUAAGUAGCAAAUAUUAUAAACACAAUGAAUGCAGGCGAUGAAUCACAACCAGGGCCAUCUGGCUUACAAAAUCAACCCCAAUUACAAAUAUUGACAUCACAAAGGGGUAAGCGAUUGCUUCUUCGCGCGGGGCAUAAAUACAACGAAAAAAGAAAUAAUAAAGAUGGUACUACCACUUGGUACUGUAUAAAAAGGACCACGUGCAAGGCGGCACUAGUUACUUCUACUGACAACUCAAUUAAAAGAGAGGAUAUACACAAUUGUGAGCCUGAUUUCGCAUCCAACGAAUUAGAAAUACAACUUGGAAAGUGUAUUGAUAAAAUUACAUCGGACUAUACUAUUCCAGUGCCGAGUGCUUAUAGAGAAACUGUAUCAAAACUUAAAGACAGUGGAAUUAAUUUGAUUAAAAAAAUACCUGACUUUGUGAAUGUUAAAAAUAAGCUUUAUAAAAAGAGAAAUAAAUCAUUGGACGUCCCAAAAGUCUGUUUUAAAUCCCCAAGUGAAAUUAUUGUUUCUGAAAAAUUUAAAAAUUUUGUAUUAGCUGAUUAUAAUUAUAAAUCAAACAGAAUUCUAGUUUUUGCUAAUGAAAAUUGUAGAACAAUAUUAUCUCGCUCAAAUUUGACUAUUUUAUGUGAUGGAACCUUCAAAUGUUGUUUAAGGCCUUUUCAACAAUUGUACACCGUGCAUGUUGAUUUAGGAAGCAAUGAGAUGUAUAACAAUAUUAUGCCAGUGGUAUAUGCCUUGCUGCCAAGUAAAACAAAAAAUAUCUAUAACACUUUGUUUAACCUUAUCAAAAGCCAAAUCCCUCAAUUUAAUCCAAAAUUAUUUGUACUAGACUUUGAGCAAGCAGCAUUGUCCGCAAUUACAGAAACAUUCCCUGAAACACAAAUAAGUGGUUGUCAUUUUCAUUUUUCGAAAAGUUUGUGGCAAAGAGCUGACAAUUUAGGCCUAACCAAAUUUAAAUUAGCCAGAAAACAUAUAAAACGUUGCUCUGUUUUGGCGCAUCUACCUAAAGAAGAUGUAGAAAGUGGUUGGUUGUAUAUAAUGUCACAAUGUCCAAGAACUCCAAAUAUAGUCUCAUUCAAUGAUUAUUUUGUAGAAACGUGGUUAAGUGAAGAAUCAUUUUUUUUUAAUAAAUGGAACUGCUACAAUACACAACAUCGUACAACCAAUAUGAUUGAAAGUUGGCAUUCUACUAUUAACAAAAAAAUACCAGCCAAACCCAAAAGUAUAGCACAAUUUUUAACAAUAUUACAAAAAGAAGAUGAUUAUUUUAAUGUAUUAUACCAAAAAGGGUCUAACAUAACCAAAAAACUUAAAGAAACACAAGAAAUUGAUGAAAAUAUAUAUACUACCAUUAAUGAAUAUAAACAAGGGAAAAUAAAUAUAGAUCUCUGUAUCGAACGACUUGUUUUAUAA